UGAUUCGAUCAUUGUCAGUGUCAUUUGGUCGCAUCUCCUCCGCCUCUUUUAAAACACUUCAGCUUCACUUCAGUGGGAGUCAGAAGAAGCGCAACCGCACUGAAGAACUCCAACAAGAAUUCCUGCACAAAAGCUUCAGGAUUUACCCACACAAGAACUGGAAUCACACAGCUCCUCACGAGUUAUGGGAUGUGCUACUAAUACCAUUUGACAAGGGAACAGCGCGCGUAAAGCAUGGCUUGGUUAUUAUGCACGUGCUUUCUGCUGUCUUGUGCUGGACAGGUGUUAACAAAUCCACCGGCUGAAAAGGGAACCUAUUUGGAUAACAUUACGCGCAUUUUGGAUAGAUUAUUAAAUGGAUAUGACAACAGACUGCGACCUGGAUUUGGAGGUCCUGUCACAGAGGUUAAAACGGACAUCUUUGUCACCAGCUUUGGUCCUGUCUCUGAUGUUGAAAUGGAAUACACAAUGGAUGUGUUUUUUCGGCAAACCUGGAUAGACGACAGGCUGAAAUUUGAGGGCCCGAUUGAGAUCCUACGUCUCAACAACCUAAUGGUCAGCAAGAUCUGGACGCCGGACACGUUUUUCCGAAAUGGCAAGCGCUCUAUUUCACACAACAUGACCACUCCCAACAAGCUGUUUCGCAUCAUGCAGAACGGAACUGUCCUGUACACUAUGAGGUUAACCAUCAAUGCCGAAUGUCCCAUGCAACUGAUAAACUUUCCAAUGGAUGGCCAUACUUGCCCUUUGAAAUUUGGCAGCUAUGCAUACCCUAUGAGUGAGAUUGUAUAUACAUGGAAAAAAGGCCCGUUGUUUUCCGUGGAAGUACCUCAGGAGAGCUCCAGUCUGCUACAGUAUGAUCUCGUUGGUCAGACAGUGUCAAGCGAGAGGCUGAAGUCAAAUACAGGUGAAUACAUUGUUAUGACUGUCUACUUCCACCUGCAGAGGAAGAUGGGUUUCUUCUUGAUCCAAACAUACAUCCCAUGCUUUAUGACAGUUAUUCUUUCACAAGUCUCCUUUUGGAUUAACAAAGAGUCAGUACCUGCCAGAACUGUAUUUGGUAUCACUACAGUGCUAACCAUGACCACGCUGAGCAUCAGCGCUCGACACUCUCUUCCCAAAGUCUCCUACGCCACAGCCAUGGACUGGUUUAUCGCUGUCUGCUUUGCCUUUGUAUUCUCUGCCCUUAUCGAAUUUGCCGCUGUCAACUAUUUUUCAACCUUGCAGGCCAGUAAGGAACUUCGGUGGGCAAACACAACCCAUGCUGCGGCUACAGCAGCGGCCAGUGGUGAUAGAGAAGUCAUUUUGCAUCCUAUGGACCCCGGAGGUGUGUUGAAGAAAAGACUGAACUCCUUAUCUCAAAGAGAUGCUACUGAGAGGUUUUCCAGGUUGCCUCAGCUUGAUUUCCGUCAGCAAGGAUCUGCUGUCCCUGCCAACAACAUUCUGACAGGAACUAGCAUAAUUGACAAAUACUCACGUAUCCUCUUUCCUCUGUCUUUUGGGGCCUUCAACUUGGUCUACUGGAUUGUCUAUCUCACCAAAGACACUAUGGAGUCAAGGGAAGUGUGAGCCAUGUGGAGAGAAACUCCAAAGACAAUGUUAAUGAACUCUUGCUUGGACGGAUGUAGCAGUGGACUUCAAUGUGUUUGUGAUUGUGCCAAAGGGACACCACCCCUUUUCUUAACCCUCCUUCUGAUCUGGCCCUGAGAGUAUGUGUUGACCUUUCUGUGGGAUGAUACUCUCUGACUACAGAAUGACUCUGCUCUUCCCUAUGGAUAUUCAAGGUGCACUGACACUUGUGUAAAAAACAUCCAGCACAACAAAGCCUCUACAGACGAACACAGAUACAUUAUAAAAGAGCUGGCAGUUCAUUUCAGGACACAAUAAAAGCAGCACAACCCAACACAACAUUCAAAAGAAACAUCUAACAAUAUAUUGAAAACAAAACCAUUUGGUCACACUUCUUGGAUUGUUCUCAGACAUUCCUUAACUGUACAAUAUGUCUUUUUUGGAUAAAGAAAGUGUUCAGUGAUGGUUGGAUCUUUUGGUUGUAAACCACUCGCUCAUGGGUGCAUUUCCAGAAAGCAUCGUUAGCCAACUACUGUCGUAAGUUUCGUUGUUACUGACAAAGUACAGCGAUUUGGUGUUUCCCGAAACCAUAGGUCAAAUGAACAAACUUGUGUGGUUUGAACGACAGCUCUUUACCUGUCGUUAGAAGCAUCGUUCCUUGUUAUUAUAAUAUGUAGACUUACGUUGAUCAUGCUUUUGAACAAAAUAAGCAAAAAACAUGUAGUACAGUCUAUAUCCAUCAUUCUAACUAUCGUCGCUGUCCGAUGAAAACCACGUAUGUCCAUUUUGCCGAUUUUGAGAUUUUUCGACGAAUUAAAUGUCAUGGUUAAUUUCCGUAUACAGUAUGCUUCACAUAUUUAAAUGGCCAAUGAAAAGUUGUGAAAUCAUGUCGUCUGAUUUUCACGGAUAUCCAUUUGGUGUCAAAGCUGUCAAUCACGCCGCGUAUCUCCCGCCCUGUGGAAGCCUCUCGCCGGUCUCGUGAAGUUUCAUCGAAGCUCAGCACUGGAUAGCCGAAUAAACAUAGCCUGGUGAGACAAUGACUUUCCUUCAUCGAGCUAAACGUUUCCCCCCUGACGCCAGACGUACGUAUAGGAGUGAC
Molecule: messenger RNA, 2668 nt
Organism: Misgurnus anguillicaudatus (oriental weatherfish)
Lineage: Eukaryota; Metazoa; Chordata; Actinopteri; Cypriniformes; Cobitidae
Gene: gabra6b
Product: gamma-aminobutyric acid type A receptor subunit alpha6b
Biological process (GO): monoatomic ion transmembrane transport
Cellular component (GO): membrane
Molecular function (GO): GABA-A receptor activity; extracellular ligand-gated monoatomic ion channel activity
Source: RefSeq, a predicted model, not a curated record